Messenger RNA from Ochotona curzoniae (black-lipped pika), 2246 nucleotides. It is a transcript of the gene ACSBG2, whose product is annotated as acyl-CoA synthetase bubblegum family member 2. Gene Ontology annotation, molecular function: long-chain fatty acid-CoA ligase activity. Lineage: Eukaryota; Metazoa; Chordata; Mammalia; Lagomorpha; Ochotonidae. Bases 59 to 1927 code for a protein of 622 amino acids. Gene Ontology annotation, cellular component: membrane; endoplasmic reticulum. The transcript has 14 exons. The record is from RefSeq and is a predicted model, not a curated record.
GCGGAGUGGAGAAGUCCUCCUGAGGCUCUCAAAGCACGGACCGGGCCACGAGACCCCGAUGACCGUCCCCGAGUUCUUCCGCGACUCCGUCAACCGCUUCGGCACCCACCCAGCUCUGGCCUCGAAGAACGGCAAGAAGUGGGAGAUGCUGAACUUCACCCAGUACUACGAGGCCUGUCGGAAGGCCGCCAGGUCCCUCAUCAAGCUGGGUCUGCAGCGCUUCCACGCAGUUGGCAUCCUGGGUUUCAACUCCAUGCAGUGGUUCAUAGCUGCGCUCGGCGCCAUCCUAGCAGGGGGCCUCUGUGUUGGCAUUUAUGCCACGAACUCUGCCGACGCUUGCCAAUACGUCAUCACUCAGGCCAAGGUGAAUGUCUUGCUGGUGGAAAACGACCAACAGCUUCGGAAGAUCCUUUCGAUUCCAGAAAGCAAGAUGGAAACCCUGAAAGCCAUCGUCCAGUACAGGCUGCCCAUGCGGGAGAGAAAUAAUAACCUAUAUUCUUGGGACGACUUCAUGGAGCUCGGCAACAGCGUGCCCGACCUCCAGCUGGACCGGAUCAUCGAGAGCCAGAAGGCGAACCAGUGUGCUGUUAUCAUCUAUACGUCCGGCACCAUGGGCAACCCCAAGGGCGUCAUGCUCAGCCAUGACAAUAUCACAUGGCUAGCGGGGACGCUGGCCAAGAACCUGGGCCUUACAAGCACAAGCACCACGGGCAAGCAGGAGGCAGUGGUGAGCUACCUGCCCCUCAGCCACAUCGCAGCCCAAAUGAUGGACAUCUGGCUGCCCAUCAAGGUCGGGGGUGUCACGUACUUUGCUCAGACCGACGCGCUCAAGGGCUCGCUGAUCGGCACACUGCAGGAGGUGAAGCCCACGGCUUUUCUUGGGGUGCCCCGCAUCUGGGAGAAGAUGCAGGAGACGCUAAGGCAGAGCAUGAGCAAGUCCUCGAGCCUGAAGAAGAAGGUGUUCUCGUGGGCCAAGAAUGCCGGACUCAGGGUCAACACGAGGAAGAUGAUGGGGAAACGCGAUACCACUGUGAGCUACCGCAUGGCCAAGGCCUUGGUGUUCAGCAAGGUCAGGAGCUGGCUGGGCCUAGACCACUGCCGUUACUUCAUCAGCGGGGCCGCGUCACUGUCCUCAGAGACUUCUGAGUUCUUCCUCAGUUUGGAUAUUCCCAUUGGCGAGAUGUACGGGCUGAGUGAGAGCUCAGGACCCCACACGGUGUCCACCCAGCACAACUACCGCCUUUACAGCUGCGGGAAGGUCCUGAGCGGCUGUAAGACCAUGGUGUCCCAGCAGAACGCCAAUGGCAUCGGCGAGGUCUGCCUGUGGGGCCGCCACGUCUUCAUGGGCUACUUGGACAUGGAGGAUGCCACCACGGAGGCCAUCGAUGAGGACGGCUGGUUGCACUCCGGGGACCUGGGCCGCGUGGACACCCAGGGCUUCCUGUACAUCACGGGACGCAUCAAAGAAAUCCUCAUUACGGCUGGUGGCGAGAACGUGUCCCCUGUCCCCAUCGAAACCCUGGCGAAGCAGAAGAUUCCCAUUAUCAGCCAUGCUGUGCUGGUGGGAGACAAGGCCAAGUUCCUGAGUAUGCUGCUCACACUGAAGUGUGAGACCGACUGGCUAAGCGGGGAGCCGCUGGACAAGCUGAGCCCGGAGGCGCUCAACUUCUGCCGAGCCGUGGGCAGCCAGGCGAGCACCGUGACGGAGGUCGUGAGGCUGCGGGACCCCCUGGUGUACAUGGCCAUCCAGCAGGGCAUCGACGCUGUCAACGCGGAGGCCAUUUCCAACGCGCAGAAGAUCCGCAAGUGGCUGAUUUUGGAGAAGGACUUCUCCAUUGUAACCGGCGAGCUAGGUCCGACGACAAAAAUUAAGAGGCAUUUCAUAAACCUCAAAUACAGGCUGCAAAUCGAGAGCCUAUACCAAUGACUGUGCAAGUGGCUGCACUUGCUGCGGGCUGACUGACGGUCCGCCGGGUGGCGGCUUGCUCCUCGGAGCAGGUGCUGCUCCUUGAGUCUGCGAGGUCAUGCUGUCCUGGUGGUCGCCUUGCCCGACGGUGGUGAGGAGGUGCCCUCGUUGAACCCUGCCUGCUGCAGCCCAAGGCUUCUCACAGAGGACAUCAAGAGACCUUAGCCGCCUCGAGUUUGAAGGGCCAGGCCCCCGGACCUACACACGUGCCUGGGAGCCCCACUUGGAAGCCCCCCGACAAGUUCUGACAAUAAAGCUCUUUGCUGUCACUGGUCUCGAU